AUGCUCUGCGCGGAAGCCGGCAGCGAGCUCCCAGGCUGCACCCAUCUCAGCACCCGCAUCUACCCGCAUCCUUGUGCCCAUCCGGUGAGAGAGGCUUUGCAGGAGCACGGAGGAGAUGCCGGGCCAGCCCCGAGCUCGUGCAGCGGCCGAGGCGUUGCCAGCAGCCAUGCCGAGCUGCCUGGGUGCACGAUGACGCUCUCCCUCGCAGCCGCAGCCAGAGCUGCCCAGGUUUCCAUUUGCCUCUUCCUGUGCCUGUCCUGGGGCAGCUGCUGCCCCCCGAGCUGCCAGUGCACGGAGCGGGCAGGGGCAAAGGCCGUUCUCUGCAGUGCCCGGCACUUGGAGGAGAUCCCCAAGGACAUCCCCCAGGAUGCGGUGUUCCUCAAGCUGGACACCAACAGCAUCACCAGGAUCCCCAGCAACGCCUUCAGGCACCUGUCCCACCUGGAGGAGCUCGACCUCUCCAGGAACGCCAUUGAGAAGAUCGACGGGGCAGCUUUCAAAGGGGUGGCUGCCGGCCUGCGCACCCUCGACCUCUCCAGCAAUCGCAUCCGCAGCAUCCCUAAAGAGGCUUUGCUGAUGCUCAACGCCAAGCUCCGGCUGGCCAACAACCCCUGGCACUGCGAGUGCGCCCUGCAGGAGGUCCUGUGGGAGGCACAGCUGGACCCCGACUCCGUCCAGGACAUCACCUGCCACACGGCCCCGCGGGAGGAGUAUGUGGGGAAGCCGCUGCUCCAGGUCCUGGAUGCUGGUGUCAACUUCUGCAGCGUGCGCCAGAGGACCACGGACGUGGCCAUGUUCAUCACUAUGUUUGGUUGGUUUGCCAUGGUCAUCACCUACGUGGUCUGCUAUGUCCGGCACAAUCGAGAGGACGCCCGCAAGCAUGUGGAGUACCUGAAAUCGUUACCAAGCACCCAGAACCCUGCAGAGACCAUCAGCACUGUCCUGUAGCACAAGGUUGGGGCGCUUUGCUCCCAGCACCUCUGCA
This is a messenger RNA of Tinamus guttatus (white-throated tinamou), 985 nucleotides long. Its product is annotated as leucine-rich repeat-containing protein 3. Gene Ontology annotation, cellular component: plasma membrane. Lineage: Eukaryota; Metazoa; Chordata; Aves; Tinamiformes; Tinamidae. Gene Ontology annotation, molecular function: protein binding. The record is from RefSeq and is a predicted model, not a curated record.